AUGGAAUAUAGAACACUAGAACUCAACAUAAUUUCUGCAAAAGAUCUCAAAGAUGUUAAUCUCUUCUCCAAGAUGGACGUAUACGCCGUCGUUUCAAUCACCGGCGAUCCUAUCAAUCCUCAAACCGCCACCACUCAUAUCCACCGCAACGGCGGAAAAAACCCUACCUGGAAUUUUUCUGUCAAAUUCACUGUCAACGAAUCUCUUGCUAAUCAGAAUCGUCUCUCUCUUGAAAUCAAACUCAUCUCCGAUCGCGCCGUCGGAGAUACUGUGAUCGGUACCGUUCAUAUAUCUCUCAAGGAACUUCUUGAUAACCCUUCCGGUGAUUCUUUAAGGCAGGUUGGUUAUCAGGUUAGAACAACCUCGGGGAAAUCGAAGGGGACGUUGAAUCUUUCCUACAAAUUCGGGGAACAUGUCGGGGCUCCGGCGAUGAAGUCAGAGGUGAAAAAUGAAAAGGUGAAAGGGAAACAUGAAUCGGAACCAGUGAUGGCUUAUCCUCCACCGGGAGUGGCGGCGGGGUCUAGUUCUGUUCCGUACGCUGGAUAUGGAUAUCCUCCACCGCAACAAGCUGGAUAUGGGUAUCCACCACAACAACAACAACAACAACCGGGUUACGGAUAUCCACCACCCCAACAACCGGGUUAUGGGUAUCCACCGCAGCAGCAACCGGGUUAUGGGUAUCCACCGCAGCAGCAACCGGGUUAUGGAUAUCCAGGGGCACAGAAACCUAAAAAGAAUAAAUUCGGAAUGGGUUUGGGAGCAGGGUUGCUUGGAGGUGCAUUAGGUGGGAUGUUAAUUGGUGAUAUGGUUUCUGAUGCUGGUGCAUAUGAUGCUGGAUAUGAUGAUGGCUUUGAUGCUGGUGGUUUUGAUUUCUAG
Molecule: messenger RNA, 876 nt
Organism: Vicia faba (fava bean)
Lineage: Eukaryota; Viridiplantae; Streptophyta; Magnoliopsida; Fabales; Fabaceae
Source: the annotation of a GenBank genome assembly